Molecule: messenger RNA, 1227 nt
Organism: Cordyceps militaris CM01
Lineage: Eukaryota; Fungi; Ascomycota; Sordariomycetes; Hypocreales; Cordycipitaceae
Product: Epoxide hydrolase
Exons: 3
Coding region: 1-1227 (408 amino acids)
Biological process (GO): epoxide metabolic process
Molecular function (GO): epoxide hydrolase activity
Source: RefSeq, a predicted model, not a curated record
AUGGCGCCUAAUAAAGUCCGACCAUUCACGCUGGCGGUUCCCCAGCAGGACUUGGAUACACUGCGCAAGAAGCUUGACCUGGCGACGUUUCCCGAAGAAGUGAGUUUCUCAGAUGUCGGUAAAUACGGCGCUCCCCGAUCCGAAAUAAAGCGACUUGCCGAGUACUGGCGGAACGGGUUCGACUGGCGCGCGCAAGAGGCCGAGAUCAACAAGCUGCCUCAGUUCACCACAACCGUCAACGUCGACGGCUUCGGCGACCUCGACAUUCACUUUAUUCAUCAGCGCAGCUCUCGACCAGACAGCAUCCCUCUGCUGUUCUCUCAUGGCUGGCCCGGAAGUUUUCUCGAAGUGGUAAAAAUACUGCCUCUCUUGGCCAAUCCCGAAAACGGGCCGUCGUUUCAUGUCGUCGCUCCCUCGUUGCCCAAUUAUGGCUUUUCAGACAAGGUCAAGGGCGAAGGCUUUAGCAUCUCCCAAUACGCAGAGGCGCUCCAUAAAGUCAUGUUGAAUCUGGGCUACGACAAAUACGCCACCCAGGGUGGUGAUUGGGGGUUCUUCACCACGCGUUCUAUUGGCGCACAGUUUCCUGAACACUGCCUGGCAUCGCACGUCAACAUGCAAAUGAUCCAGCCUUCCAUCUCAUCCACCGGAUGGUUUGGCUUGUACAAGCUGCUGGGCUGGUUCAACAAGCAAGAAACUGAGGGCCUGGCGCGGUUCGGCUGGUACCUGAAAGAAGGGUCUGGCUACAUGGCGGAGCAGAGCACCAAGCCCUUGACCAUUGGCUACUCCCUCGCCGACUCGCCCGUUGGACUGCUGGCGUGGAUCUACGAGAAACUCAAGGAAUGGACCGACGACUACCCAUGGACCGACGAUGAAAUCCUCACAUGGGUAUCCAUCUAUCAAUUUUCCAAGGCCGGCCCGGCAGCGAGCGUGCAGAUUUACUACGAGGCGAGGCACGCAAAGAAUGCCGACGCGCGGAAGGCUAUGAAGUACGUGGCUGUGCCGCUUGGCAUUUCGUCCUUUCCCAAGGACCUUGCUCCCUUGCCGCUGUCGUUCUGCAAGGCACUGGGUCCUGUCGUGUUUCAGAAACGCCACGAGGAGGGCGGUCACUUUGCUGCCUAUGAGAAGCCAGAGCUUCUUGUAGGAGACGUGCAAGCAAUGUUUGCAGAGGGAGGCGGUGCAUAUGAUAUCGCUAAACGGCUCAGAACCAGUGUAGAAAGCUCCCCCUAG